CUUUGUUUGAUGCCAAAAUUUGGACAUGAAUAGACUGAAAAAAAAAAAAAACAAUCAUUCACAUAGACUGCAGAUAAAAGAAGUGAAAGAAGCACAUAGUUUAAAAUUACUUAAACCUGCGUUUUUUCUAAGCGUCGUGCCAGCUAGAGACAGUUGUAUAGAAAUCUGUGGGAAAACGGCUCGAUUGUGGUGGAUUUAUAGGCUCAGUUCUUGCUUUUAAGCCUUAUAGAUUACAUGUUUUGUAAACUAUGCUUCACAUGAUUGUUCAGAUGGAUGAAACAAAAAAAUGGUGACAGGCAUAAGACAUUAGAAAUAGAACCCUACAAAGUAGUGGGUAACUUCACAGUGCCCGUGUCCCACUUGUAUAUUCAAGCUUUGUAAAACUCACAAUUAAAACUUAAUAGGCUAAACCAAAUAACACUGGUGCGAUUGUCAUUGUCAGCUUCACAAAAUCUAGAGGCAACAGACUAUAGAGAUUAAUUCAUAAUGUUGUCUUAAAUUGAGAUAUUCGUCCAUUUGGUCGCAGGGUGUGUGGCAUCAGUUUAACCUCCUAGGACAUGGCAUCCACAUCAGUGGACAUCACAUUUUGGUUUGUCUAGACCAACAUACUAAAUUUUGCUCUACAAGGGCCUGAUAUCCACUUACGAGGACAUUAUACUGCCACUGUUCUAUCGAAAUUUAGAUAGAAUGUCAUCUUAUGUGGAUCUCAUUUUUCUCAGAAACAAAAAUCAGGAAAAAAAAAAUCAGGUAAUUUUUUUACAUUCAUCAGGUCCCAAAAGCCCAAAUAACAAAGAGAAAUGAAAAAUGCAUGCCAUGAAAGAGUUUAGGUCUUAGGAGGUUAAAAUUCUUUAAAAAAAUGAAAUACCAAAUAUUUUUUGCUUCUUAACUUUAGUUUUUUUUUUCUUUUGGAUCAGAGGUUCUUAUGUCUGACAUAUAAAUAGCUGUUCAUGCAUAGCAUUUUUACCCUUUGUACAUGAGGUGCUUUGUCACUGUUAUUUUAUGUACAUAUAUCAAAUGAAAAUUUUGCAUUUGUGCAAAACAUAUUCCCUGUGUGUAUAAUAGUAAUGGAUACAUCUUCAAAGUUGCUCAUUUUUAUAAUAAAUGGUUGAAUGGUCAGUACUUUAAAUUUCACCUUAAAAUGUUAUAGAUGCAUUGAAAAUCUGGUUUCUAUUAUUUUUUUAUAAAACCAAAAUGAUUAAAAAAUGAAUAUACAGUUGAAAAUAAUGUAAACAAAAGGAAAAAAUAAAUUCUGGUCGCAGUCGAUGUUUGACAGCCAGGCAGUAAUGGCUUUUUUGUGGAUGUACCAAUGUGCCCUUCUGCUGUUGGUCUCUCCCUCCAACCUGAGGUCACUGUUAUUGAUGUGUGCCCCGUAAUGUAGUCUGUGCAGCCUGUCUAUGUUGUUUCUCAUAGAUCAGUUUGAAAUUUUUUGUGGGGGACAUUGUAGCAGUUGGAACAAGAUAAUCCGAUCAAACGUUGACUCAUACAUUCAGCAGAGACGUUUGCUGAGCGAAAGUUUGACGCACUUUCCAGUGAACACCUACAGCACGCAAUCAAUUCUCACAGCAACACAGAUAAAAUGUUAUUUUACUCGUAAUACAGGAAAAUAAAUCAAUCCUGAAGGGAAAAGGUCAGAUGAUAAGAUCCUGGUGUUUUUUAGGGUGGGCUGCUUUGCCCUGUCACAUGGUAUUUGGACCUCGGGGGGUGUGACAGUCACACUGUGCCCUGACCUUAUAGGAGCCACCUGCUGCAAAUGUCACAUUACCAUGUCUGGCAGCAGGAACAAAAGGUUGCCAGGAGACGAUCAUGGGUAGGGCCUCAUGCGAUGACCACCCUGCUUUUCCCUGGCAAACAGUGGCAGUUCAGGCAUUUCACUGACAGCUCACAGCAGCGCAGAUGAUCUGCUGGCUGGGAAACAAGCACGACAUUCCAAUAACCAAUCCCAAACAGCACGGGCUGAGCUGAUUUCUUUGAUUGCCCUAUUUGCAGACUAAUCUGCAUAAAUAAAUAAAUCUUCCUUUUGGGGGUCAGGUGCAGGCUCUUCUGGGGACCCAGAUGUUCCAGCUGUUCGGUGUGUACUUUGACUGUUAAAAUAAAACCCGACAUCUGCUCUUAGUUUGAAUUGGUUCAUUUAUUGGCAGUCAGUGUUGGGCAUGAGACAGAUACACAAAGGCUACAACAAGGAAGAGUUUGACAUUGACACAUGAAAACAAACUACAAACCAGGUGGACAGCCUUCUCCAUCACUCCCAGUAAACAUUCGACAUGGAAAGAGGUGUCCGCUCUGACUGUGAACUACAUUCACUGAUCUAUUUUCUGUUUUAUUGCGUCGUCCCAUCGGCCGCUUCCCUUUUUGCUCUAUUGUUCAAGCUAACAGCGGGUCGCAGGGCUCAGUUUCAUAGUCGUUAUUGUAACUACUGAGUUGGACAAGUAACAAAACACCGAAACAAUAACACAAAUCAUUACAGCAACAAUCGGACAAAUUACGGAUACACACAUAUAACACACAGCAAACAUUUAUUAUAUAUCUAGUGAUGAUUUUUUAAUGAUUGCUUCAACAAUCAGGAGCCGUCAUUUCCCCGUCUGCAGGUAUACUUUCAGCUCUCUGCUUCACUGCUUAUAAUCGAUGUACACAGAGGCUAUGCUAUGGUGAAACUGAAAUAUAUAAAAAAAAAAUCAAACUGCCUUAAAGUGCAUCGCAGUGUUUCGGUCAGUCUAACUUAAACAUCAUGUGCUACUACAAGCAGACUAGAACCAAUAGAUAACAGUCAUGGCUGCGUCUGAUUAGAAAACACAGGACCACUAAAGUACAGCAUCAAUAAAUGGGAACGACAACAUAUCUGUAGAGACACACAGCAGUAGGAAAGGGCAGCUUGGACACUGCUCUGACUUAGUGGCCCGCAUGAACAGCUGGCUGUGGUGUCACAAAUGCACUGAAACACACAGUGGGGAUGAGCACAACAUCUCAAUAAUCACACAGAGAAGGGAAUAAGAGCAUUCGGGCGAGUACAAAAGCAAUCAGUGACCGCUAUCCAUUGUUUGGUCCUACCUGUUGUCUUCUAAGAUUGCUUUGUUCACCGAACAGUGCACAAAAAUAGCCUGUGGAAACACAACAGAGCCAUGUUUUGUGUCCUCAUUUACAACUACACAAGGGUGUGCGUGGGUAUUCACAAGUGGACAUUUGGAAAGGGGGGGAAAACGCAAAAAGUCGACCUAGCAGUUUUGCCGGGCGUCACGUGAUGGGUCGUCGGCUGUAUAGUCUGUUGAACUUGUGUCAUAGCUUUUGUUGAGAGAUUAACAGAGAACACACAAUGUGGAGCUAGGCCCUGCCUGCCAGAGAUAGACUCAGUCCUGGUAGAGAAACCCGGAGGGACCCACUGUUUCCAAACUGGCUCGAGUUCCUCUUCAGCUACCGCCGGGAUGUUGCUCCUCCAUCUGAGCAACUGAUCUCAAACCUCCUCAAGAUUGGCUUCUCAGCUGCCACUGUCACAGAGAGAAAGAGAGAAAGAGAGACAGCAAGCGAGAAAGAGAGAGAGCACUGGUUUGUUAAUCCUUCCGGCCCCCCCUCCAAUGAAACCGCACCUCGUUCCCAAGAGCACCAUCCACCAACACGAGAAAUGGUUGGGAAGUCCCUGAUUGCUGGUCUGGUGGUCCUUCUGGUGGCUGCAGUGAGCCUGUUCCUGGGGGUGUUCAUGGGUUUGGGGAAGAAAAACACACCUCCCACUUCAGACCACUUCUACUCAAAGGCCGCCGUGGCUGCUGAUGCUGGAAAGUGCUCGGAAGUGGGGAGAGACAUUCUGAGGAAAAACGGCUCUGCUGUGGAUGCUUCCAUUGCUGCCUUGCUGUGUGUUGGCCUUUUGAACGCUCACAGCAUGGGCAUCGGAGGAGGGCUCUUCUUUGUCAUCUAUAACGCUUCCACAGGAAAGGUGGAAACCAUUGAUGCGAGGGAGACUGCACCCAUGAACGCCACUGAGGACAUGUUUGGCAACAACACUAAGCUUUCUCGCACAGGUGGACUGUCCAUAGCCAUUCCGGGAGAGAUCCGCGGUUAUGAGAUGGCACACAAAAGGCAUGGCCGGCUGCCAUGGAAGGAGCUGUUUGAGCCCAGCAUUGCCUUGGCUCGUGACGGAUUUCCGAUUGGAAAAGCCCUGGCUCAUGCAAUCUUAAAAAGCAAGGAUUCCAUUCAAGGAGACGCCAACAUGUGCGAGGUCUUUUGUGAUUCUCAGAGAAACAUCCUGAAGGAGAAUGAUAUUGUUAGAUUCCCAAAGUUGGCUGAAACAUACCAAAGAAUAGCAGAAGAGGGGCCUGAUGUGUUUUAUAACGGGGCGAUGGCACAGAACAUUGUUGAGGACAUCCAGGCGGCAGGUGGUAUCAUCACCCUGGAAGAUUUGUUGGAGUACCAGCCCGUGCUGAAUGAGAACCCUCUGAAGCUGAACGUCGGGGAAUACACCAUACAUGUCCCAGAUGCCCCCUCCAGUGGCCCUGUGCUGGCACUCAUACUCAACAUAGUGGAUGGGUACAACUUCUCAGACACGAGCGUCUCUACAGCAGAGAAGAAAACUCUGACGUACCAUCGCAUUGUAGAGGCUUUUCGUUUUGCUUACGCCAAGAGGAGCAGAUUGGGGGACCCUCGGUAUCUCAACAUUACUGAUCUAAUCCAAAACAUGACCUCAGACUACUUUGCUGAUGGCAUAAGGAGCAAAAUUACAGACGACACAACCCACCCAGACAGCUACUAUGAGCCCGAGUAUUUUGUUCCAGACAACCACGGGACAGCUCAUCUGUCAGUCAUUGCUGAGGAUGGCAGUGCUGUGGCAGCAACGAGCACCAUCAAUCUAUACUUUGGUUCAAAAGUCAUGUCUCGAUCUACUGGGAUCAUUUUUAAUGAUGAAAUGGAUGACUUCAGCUCUCCAUACAUGACCAAUGGGUUUGGAAUCCCCCCUUCACCCAACAACUUCAUUCAACCAGGCAAAAGGCCGCUGUCUUCCAUGUGUCCUACUAUCAUAUUUGACAAAGAAAACCAAGUGAAGAUGGUUGUAGGAGCAUCCGGGGGCACAAAAAUCACCACAGCCACAGCAUUAGUAAUCCUCAACUCCUUGUUUUUCAACUAUGACCUAAAGAAAGCCGUGACAGAGCCACGACUUCACAAUCAGCUUAAUCCAAAUAUGACAGUAGUGGAGCAGGGCUUUGAAAAGAGUGUCCUGGAGGGUCUGGUCCAGAAGAACCAUGUAACGCAGCUGCUAAGGACUCCAGACUCGGUGGUCCAGGCUGUGGUGCGGCAGGGAGAGCGUCUCUGUGCAGAGUCUGACCCCAGGAAAGGAGGCUAUCCUGCGGGAUACUGAGCAUUGCUGCAAUUUCUUCUCAGCUCCCCUCAGCGGGACAGUCUCCUCAAAGACACUCGGACAGAAUCACAAUGAGACGGUGUCUGCACUGAAGACUUAAGCAUUAUUUAAGCUACGGAGACACAGCCACUGCGCCUUCUCUGAGAUUAAUUUAAUCAAACAUGGAAAUUAACUCCACUUCAAUACCUCUUUUACUCAAUUAUUUAACAUCACUUGAUUUCUUUUUUUUGGCAUUAAUUUUGUGUUCUGAAGUAAAAUGAGAGGUUGUAUCUAGUUUGACUCUUGUAUCAUCACUACUGGAUACUGGUCAGGGUUGUAUUUGAGAACUGAAGCAGAAACCAUUUGAACAUUCAUUUCAGUUCAUGUAUGACACAUCAUUAUUAUAAACAUCCAAAUAUAAACCAACGCUGGGAAUGUCAUAUUAAAAAAUGUUCAUAGGUUUCAACAACAAGUUGGAGGUUGUCCGCGAGGUAAUAUCAUUUCUUUUGUAAGGAAAAACUCUUGUUAAUACCUGGACAGUUUGUUUGGAAAAGGAGGGUUUGUUUAUGUGAAACUGGUAAGGGAAAAUAAAGAAGCAUGAGUUAAAAAAAACAAAACAGCUGCAAGCAGGUAUACCAUGAAGACAUCUCAGGUUGUUUGCCUGUUUUACUCAAAUGUCUGCCCACAUUUUUCUCCUGACGUAAGCUGAUCCUGAAAUGGACACUAUUCAAAAGGAAACUGCCCGUGUUGUUUUCUACCGUGACACUAUCACUUCUGAAUUGUAAAUGUUUAAUAUCGAGUAGAGGUUAAGUCGAUGUAUAGUGUAUUCUGAAAAAUACAUUUGCAGAUAUAUUUUUCUAAACAUGCAUUGUUCAUAUGCCAUGUUUGUUGCCAUGCUUGUUAUUAAACAUUUUGAACAAAGAUGUUAUAUUUUACCACAGAAGCUGUGCUAUUUCUGAACCGGGAUAUUUCGCAAGAAAUCUGAGGUUAGUGAGAGUUUGUUUUCCAGAGCAUGGAUUCAAUGUCAGAAUGACCCAAAAUUCAAUGUUACUCAGAUUCUGUCUGUCUGUAUACCAGCGCUAUCAUCAAUUCUUUUUCAUUUUUAACCUCCUAAGACCUGAACUCAGUAUAAUGUCCUCGUAAGUGGAUAUCAGGCCCUUGCAGAGAAAAUUUAAGUAUUUUGUGGACAUCACCCAAAAUGUGAUGUCCACAUAUGUGGAUGCCAGGUCCUAGGAGGUUAAUAAAUCAAUUUAAAAAAAAACAAACAACAACCAUUAAUAUCCAGACCUGAAGAAAACUACUAUAAGCACACAGAGCUAUAAUGUUGUUUUUUAGCUAAAUACCAAUCAUACAUAAUGUGAGCGAGAUAGAAUGUUUACGCUUCUCUUGGUGCAUUAUACUAAUAUAAUAACAUCUGCCAAAAACAAACAACAAUUACAGCUGAGCCUCAUGGAAAUGUCAGUAGUUACAGAGGUUACAAACAAAUUCAAGUACUUUGCCUAAGUUAACAGUUACUGAAACAUCGUAAUGGAAAAUAUGUUUUAAUGCCAAAUGUUGGGAAAAUUAUCAGUAGUUGUUGACAAAUUUUACUAUGAAGCUCACAGUGAAACAAGAAUGACUGUGAUGGCAACAAAUAUCUGCCAGCUUCUUCCAGCUGCUCAGACUUUUCAGUCUGAAAUUCUGGACUAACUGAACAGCCGUUUUUAAAGUCAUUCAAUUACAGCAGCCUAAUAAACCAUAGACUCAAUAUAAAAGACUGACACUAUGUUGGCACCCAUUGGUUUUGGAGAGAGCCUCAGUGUUGGUGUUGUUAGCGCAAUUUGGUGGGGCAGAAUUUACCAUAUGAGCACAAAUGGGUGUAUGUUAUUAGCUAGCGCUAGCAAACUUGGCUAGCAAGCUGCAUCCACAGAUUCUAUUGGCGCAUUCACACCAAAUGUGAAGCAACAUUAUUUCAAAAUGCAAACUCUGUGUAACAAGAUUUUUUGAUGUGAGAUUGUGUGCAAGUGAAAAUAUUUCAGCUACAGCAAAAAGUUUGCUUAACACUGUGUUGCAACAAUCCAUCAGUUGGGAUCCAUCAGAGUCAUGAAGAGUCUUCUGAUGUUAUUGAUAAUAAGAAAAGCAGGUAGAACUAUAAGGUUCAAUUUCUCUUUCAGAUGGACAAAAAAACGAAACAAAAAACAAAUA
Molecule: messenger RNA, 7501 nt
Organism: Haplochromis burtoni (Burton's mouthbrooder)
Lineage: Eukaryota; Metazoa; Chordata; Actinopteri; Cichliformes; Cichlidae
Gene: ggt1a
Product: gamma-glutamyltransferase 1a
Exons: 13
Coding region: 3614-5338 (574 amino acids)
Biological process (GO): glutathione catabolic process; regulation of immune system process; regulation of inflammatory response
Cellular component (GO): plasma membrane
Molecular function (GO): glutathione gamma-glutamate hydrolase
Source: RefSeq, a predicted model, not a curated record